This is a messenger RNA of Rotaria sp. Silwood1, 336 nucleotides long. Lineage: Eukaryota; Metazoa; Rotifera; Eurotatoria; Philodinida; Philodinidae. The record is from the annotation of a GenBank genome assembly.
AUGCUACGUCGACAAAUUGGUCUUGAUGCAGCAGUUAAUCCUGAUAAACAUGUACAAUCACAAUCAGCAUCGUCAUCAUCUUCAUCAAUCAAUUCAUCCAAACCAUCGAAAUUAUCAACAAUUAAUGGAUUUCGAAUGCUAUGCCGUUCGUCGUCAGCUGAUGCUGAAACUGCACCAAAACAAAAACAAAAAGCAAAACCAUUUACUUUAAAACAAGAAUUUAGUUUAUAUAUAUCCACAUCUACAAGUAUAUCUUCCAAAUAUUUUCAAACAUAUUGGGACGCAAAUAAAACUCGUCUUCCGACUUUAGCAUCUUAUGCACCGCGAUAUAAUUGA